Panicum virgatum (switchgrass) is the source of this 1861-nucleotide messenger RNA. RefSeq names its product UPF0496 protein 3-like. The record is from RefSeq and is a predicted model, not a curated record. Lineage: Eukaryota; Viridiplantae; Streptophyta; Magnoliopsida; Poales; Poaceae. The coding region runs from base 316 to 1464 and encodes 382 amino acids. The transcript is spliced from 2 exons.
CGACGGACCCCUAUCCCUUAUAAGUUCUCAUGCCGGUCGGUCCCCGAUAGCUCGUCAGUCACUUUGACAGGAAGUAGAGGACACGCAGAGCGCAGCGCAGCGGCAGCCUCGCCGAUCCAGUCGCACGCAUUGCGUAUACACAGCAGGACGAAGCCGGAACCGAUCGGAAUCGAAGAGGUUGAUCGAUCGAGCUCGGGCACUCGGGCGCUUGCCUGCCCUGCACCUGCGCCUCAAGGAGCUAGCUGCUGAUUGGAUCAUUUAAUUCCCGAUCGAGUUCUUCUUCUUCGCCGCCGCCGGGCAGCUUGUUGUUCAUCGAUGGGCGUCGCGUUCGGGUGCUUCGGAUCAGGGUCCAGCGAUGGCGGUGAUCGGCAAGCAUCGCAGGACCCCAAGCCGCUGAUGACGACGACGGCCGCGUCGUCGAGCUUCGACUUCCGCGAGGAGUACACGAGCGCGUUCCGCACCGAGUCCUACAACGACUUCUGGGCGCGCGUGCUGGACAUCACCCUCGCGCACGGCGCGGCGCUGGUGCCGCGCUCCGGCGGCGGCGGCGGCGGCACGGCGUCCAAGCGCCUCCCUUCGUACCGCCUCUUCGCGGAGCACCUCCUGGAGCCGGACCAGCGCGCCGUCCGCGCGGCGCUGGCGUCGCUGCGCAAGGGCGACGUGCGCGGCCUCCUCGGCGCCUACUACGCCGAGACGGCCAACGCGUCCUUCCUCUGCAGCCACCUGCUGAGGGACAUCGAGCAGGUCCGCGUCCGCUACCGCCCGCUCAAGACCACGCUCCGCAAGCUGGCCCGCGACGUCGGCGUGUCAAACCUCGCCGACGUGUCCGCCGCGCUCGGCCAGCCAUUCACGGCGCUGGCCGCGUCGCAGGGCAGGCUGCGCCAGGUGCAGCUCAGCUCCGCCGACCUGCUCAGGAGCCUCGACUCGGGAAGGAAGAAGGCGCGGCUACGGAUCAGGGGCCUCGCGCGCCUCAGGCAGGCCCUCUCGGCGGCGUUCGUCGCGGUCGUCGCCGUCGUGGCCGUCGUCGGCGCGUUCCUCGGCGUGCACAUCCUCGCCGCGUUCGCCGCCUUCCCGAUGAUGUCGCCGGCGCGGGCGCGGCUGGGCCUCUUCUCGGCCCGGACGGAGCGGCGGGCGCUCGUGCAGCUGGAGGCCGCCGCCAAGGGCACCUACAUACUCAACCGGGACAUGGACACCAUCAGCCGCCUCGUUGCGCGGGUGCGCGACGAGGGGGAGCACAUGCUCGCGCUACUGCAGCUCUGCGUCGACCACCGCGCCGCGGACGGCGGCGGCGACAAGGGGAGGCUGGUGCAGGAGGUGCUCAAGCAGCUGUGCAAGAACGAGGAGAGCUUCAGGCAGCAGCUGGACGAGCUGGAGGAGCACCUCUUCCUCUGCUUCAUGACCAUCAACAAGGCCAGGAGCAUGGUCAUGAAGUUCAUAGCUACCCCAGAACAGACUUCCGAUUGAUCAGUCACAGGAAAGAAAAAUUGGAGCUUCUAGGACAGAUUUUAGCACGUGUACAUACCAUGCUGUAGUUUUUAUUUCUCAUCAUCAGUACAGGAAAAAAGAGCAAAAAAAAAAAAACAGGUAGAGAUUUUUUUUAACGCAGGCCAUUGUGCUUUUGUUUGACCUUCUUCCGAAAAAUACAGUAUAGCAUCGCAGCAUUCGAAAGCUAACCUGAUUUAGGGUUUUUACUACACCAACCUGCCUAUAUAGCUAAAACAAAAGCCACUCCAACCAAUUUUUUUGAUGAGCCCAGAAUAGAGCAUCACUUAGCAACCACUGGGGCUCUAGCAAUUCACUAUGCAUUUACAGGAUUUAUGAAUGGCCCUAGUUGGAGUUCUCCGCUAGAGUAUCUCAAAAA